CAUUUUGAUCUCUCUCUACAACAUCUGUGAAAAACCUAACUUGCGCCCAAAAGUUUUAGAUUCUUGAAAAACAAAUUAGGGUUGAUAACUUUUGAUCCAUGGGCUUACUUGAUCAUCUGUGGGAUGACACCGUCGCUGGUCCUCGGCCAGAGAAUGGCCUUGGCAAGCUUCGGAAACACCAUACCUUCAGUUUCCGGCCUAGCUCCGGCAAUGAUCAAUCGGACGGUGGAAGCGUGAGAUCGUACGGUGAGGAUUCGCCGGAAGAAGCCGUGAAAGUAACACGCAGCAUCAUGAUAGUAAAACCACCAGGGUACCAAGGCGGUUCAGCUCCGGUUUCGCCGGCCGGUUCAACCCCGCCAGUGUCUCCUUUCUCUGGGACCCUUUGGGAAUGUAAACGGAGCAAACGCAGGAGGAAAGGAACCCUUUCGGUUUAGGAGAAGGUCGACGUCGGAUGCGUUCGAUAAGGCAGCAGGAUCAGAGAGUGGACCAAGGAGCUCUCCUCCUACUUACGGCGUGUGAUCUCUAACCCAACAAUGUUGUCCCAAAAGAGAAAGCAGAAGAAGCAGAGUACGUACCCUGAGACGCUGUCGUUUUGUCACUCAAGUGGUCGUUGCAGAAAUUCGUGUUCUUUUUUUUUUUUUUUUGUAGGCCAAAUUAAAGAGGUUUUCUUUUGUGUGUGUGCGUGUAAGAGUUUGUUUGUGUGUUUUGUGAUUAUGUCUCUGUUUUCUUUUUCUUUUUCUUUUUUGUAUGUCAUAUCGUUUUCGCAAUGCUUCUACGCUUUUGUACAUUUUUUGCUGCAAUGAUAAUAAAAAUAUGUAGAUGCUUAACAU
Messenger RNA from Eutrema salsugineum, 830 nucleotides. Its product is annotated as dormancy-associated protein homolog 3. Lineage: Eukaryota; Viridiplantae; Streptophyta; Magnoliopsida; Brassicales; Brassicaceae. The transcript is spliced from 3 exons. The record is from RefSeq and is a predicted model, not a curated record. Bases 99 to 434 code for a protein of 111 amino acids.